CCUUCUGGAACGGCCAUUUCACAAAGUAGUUUUGGAUAGAGUAUUAUUACAAAAUCAAGAUCAAGAAACAUUAUUAAAUGAUCUUGUAGAAGUCUUGAAAGAAGUGCAAGCCUAUUUCCAAGAGCAAUUUAUAAGCAAAAAAAAUAGCCAUACAGAGACCAAAAAACUUUGGUCUGAUGAGUACCAACCCAAAGAAAGAAUUCAAGAUUCCUGGUUUGAUCUG
Messenger RNA from Dentiscutata heterogama, 223 nucleotides. The record is from the annotation of a GenBank genome assembly. Lineage: Eukaryota; Fungi; Glomeromycota; Glomeromycetes; Diversisporales; Gigasporaceae.